AAAAUGUAAAUAUUUACCUUUUGCAUGAAAUCGUUUUUACUUGUUCUAACAUUUGUAACAUGUAAAUUGUUUUAAGAAUACUUAAAAUGAAACUCGGUUAUAUUUUAAACAAUAAAGAUCCAGCUCCAGGAGAAGGUUUAAGAUCUUUAAGAACGUCUAAUGUGUUUCGAGCUGUGAAUUUUGAGUUAUACACAAGGCCUAACGCGGUGGUGAUGGGGCUGGGGCUGUGCGCGCUCGCGGUCAGCGUCGGCUACAUCGCCUACAUGCGCCGCAAGUACGAGGGCAUGGGCUUCUACUCGGCCGUGUCCAGGGACGGGGAGGAGCAGUUCCUGCAGAAGAAGUCCAAGUGGGACUGAGACCCUCCGACCUACGUCCGUCUCCGGUGCUUCCGUUUCUGCGACGGAACAAUCGCUGUAAAUAAAAGUAGUAGUGGCCCUUUCCCUGCUCCCCCUCCCUGCUCUCAGUGUUUUCUAAUCCACAAACCCCCCCCCCCCCCCCUCCAAAAAAAAUAAUAAACCAUCUGAAGAAUA
Messenger RNA from Bacillus rossius redtenbacheri, 530 nucleotides. RefSeq names its product small integral membrane protein 8. Bases 87 to 356 code for a protein of 89 amino acids. The record is from RefSeq and is a predicted model, not a curated record. Lineage: Eukaryota; Metazoa; Arthropoda; Insecta; Phasmatodea; Bacillidae. The transcript has 2 exons.